AUGUGGCUCUAUAUGAAGCUAACCUUCCCGGACAAACUCCUUGUUUUGCUUCUCCUUUCUUCCCUGCUCUCUGCCCAGCUAAGCAGCAAUUUUGACCCCAGGAUGUCUUCAAUCAAGGAACCCACUCCAUCCACCUCCAAUUUAAACUCCACAGAAGUAGAGGAGCUUGCUGGUAGUACGCAGCCUCCAAGUGUAAGCACAAAUCCUCAAGUAGCAGUAGAAGAAGAGCAAGCCUGGUAUGAGCCUGAAAAUUACCUAUAUACCGGUGAUGCCUCUCUCCUGAGUUCCUCAAGAUGCCAGAAUUCUUUCCAGUUGACUGCUCAGCCUGGUGCUAUCCCGCAAGACCUCAAAGACCUCCUCUACCAGCCUACUGUGUCCUUGACUAACACAGUGAACUUCCUCAAUCUUAUCUUUCAGGCAAGUGAACUAAGGGAGACAAGCGUAAGAGAGGACAUAGAGUGGUACCAUGCACUGAGCCGCUCCUUGCUUGUUGGUGAAAGUCCUGGUCUGGUAAGAAAUGCUCUGCUAAGCUUUGAUGCUGAUCCUACAGCACCUCAUCCACAGUUAGUGCUCUGGGCCUCUAAGGGCUCAUCUCAGGACAUCUACCUACAGGACCUCACUUUGACCUGGGAAAAACUUCACUUAUUGCCCCAUGGCCUUAAUCAGAGCUGGUUUACCUUACUAAAGUCCAACACCCCGUAUUUUCCUAGCCUGUCAAAACAGGUCCUGCUAAAUGACCUCAGCACCUUGGACACACCGAAGUGGGCACAUGGGGGCACCUAUGUAACUAACAGCAGUGGACUGCAGUGGGGUGAGGCCCCAUUCUUGGAGUGUAAGGAAGAACGUUACCUGCCUGGAUGGCUGCUUACACUUUCUAUGCCUUUUCAUGGGCUAAAGCCAGACCUCAGUCCUGAGUUCAGAGGUGUGAUCCGUGUAGAUGUGAAUAUCCAGGAUUUUGAUGUAAACCAGUGUUCCACUGGAGAUUUCUGGUUUGCUGACACACAUCAGUGUAACCGUACGAGCAUGGAGUGUCAGCCGAUUCCUAGGCAGGGGUUUCGUCUUGGCCAGUACUGCUGCCGAUGUAAAGAGGGAUACUACAGUCUGCCAGCUGUCACAGAAGAUCAACUGGAUGAUAGUUCCAGUAGUUCCCACGGCUGCUACCCAGUGAUUCCUGUAUGUGUGCCAUGCUGGCCGGGCUGUAAGCAGUGUCAGGAUGGCUCCCCAUGCUGGGUUCAGGAGGACUGGCAUCUGAGAGCAGUGCUGCUAACUGUGCACAGCUUCUUCAUGGCACUUGUGCUUAUCAGCAUGCUGAGAGUAUACCAAUGCCAGAGGACAAGACCAAUUCGAGCAUCUGGUCUCCUGUUGCUGGAGAUUAUUCUCUUCGGGUCUCUGCUUCUUUACUUUCCUGUUUUGAUAAUAUAUUUCAAACCCAGCACAUUCCGCUGCAUCCUGUUGCGUUGGGUCCGUUUGCUCGGCUUUGCCAUUGUCUACGGCACUGUCACUCUGAAAAUGUACAGGAUUCUGAAUGCAUUCCUCUCAUGCACUGCCCAGAGAGUUCCCUACAUGUCCAGUACCAGUGUGCUCAAGAUGCUGGGAGUGAUGGUGCUAACUGUGAAAUGGUUUUUGUGUGCUUGGACUGUGGGGGUCCUUCAAAACCAGGACCGCAACAUCCCUCAGUUAAUUACAUUAACCACUGCAGAUGGGCAGAGUUUCAAGGUGUGUGAUUUGGACCGGUGGGAUUACAUGAUGGCUAUCGCGGAGCUGCUGUUCUUGUGCUGGGGGAGCUCCCUCAGUAGCGCGGUGAAGUCUGUGCCCUCUGCCUUCCACGAGCCUCGCUACAUGGGCAUCGCCAUCCACAACGAACUGCUUUUCUCCACUGUGUUUCAUCUUCUCAGAUUCGUAAAGCCAUCUCUACACCCUGACUGGAUGCUCUUGCUGUUCUUUUUCCACAUACAUUUCACAAUCGGUGUAACACUUGGCCUGCUGUUUUUUCCUAAGUUCCUUCACAUAUCUCAGCUCAUAAAAGAGGAUAUUGCUUCAGAGAUGUAUGAGGAUGAAGUGGAACUACCACGUUCAUGUUUACAUCUGAAUAAUAGUUUUACAUCCGCCUGCUGGAGUGACCACAACCUGGACCCUGAUGACAUUCGGGGUGAGCUGAAGAAACUUUAUGCUCAGUUGGAAGUCCAUAAGACCAAGAAAAUGGAAAACAAGAACCCACACCUACAAAAAAAACGCAGCUCUCGCCUCCUGCUUGGCCGGUCCCUUAUUAGACGAAUAGCUGAGAUCCCAGAGAGCACGAGUCGGCAGGGUAGCCGUAAAAAUAAGGAUACUUCAGGAGCUGGAGGACAACAAAAAAGGUCUGCGUCUUGCCUGGCAACGUCUGAAAGCACCCAUGUCAUUAUAAGGAAUGAGACAGCAAAGCUGCCAUCACCAGAGACACAAAGGUGUGUGGCACUGAAGGAUUCCUCAUUGAUAAAUCCUUCAUUAAAUAUCUGCAUGACAAAGAGGGCCUCUGAGACAGAGUCCAUCGACACAGCACCACUUUUCUGCAAGUCAUUGAGUGCUCAAAACCUAGCUGUAGACAACAACUUUCUACAUCCACUGCCCACCCGGGUUCAGAAAUCAUUUAGCUUUACAGAAAAGCACAGGGAUCAUUAUCCUCUUUCUCCAACUAAGAACACAGUGAAUGCAUCAGAUGUUUUUAAAACAAGCCUAAAAGAUAAGUUGUUUGAUAAGGCUGAGAUUAAAGAACAGCCUACAGACUCAAACAUGCCAAACCAAAAACAAGUCUCUGAGCAUGAAACCUUAACACCAAAGGUUACAUCACCCCCUGCACUACUAUAUGUUUGCCCCUGGGAAUUUGCGUCUUCCCUGCCCUCCUCUUCUUCUCCUGUGGCAAAGGUAGAGAGCGGUCUAGACUCAGAUGUUGAAUCUCCAAGGCCAAAACCUCCAAUCUCCUCAAGUGCUCCAGGAUCACCAUAUUCCUUUGCCAAGCCAAUGGCCCACUGUGGUUUCUCUUUCCAUUCUACUACCCAGACUGUCCUUUUAGCAAGGAGCGUGGUGGCUAAAAAAAGGAAUAGCAAAUAUAGCAAUAAAAACAAACUUGGCAAAGAAGAGGUUUCAUCACAACAGACCAGAUCAAUGACUCUAAGCAAUGCAAUAAAGUCAGUGAAAAAUACACCACAAACACCAAUACGUUCUAGGACAUGUGGUGAUUCAAAACCUCGCCUUGUGAAACAGACAGCAAUAAGUGAAUCCCCAGACAGGAACUCCAUAUGCAAUGCCCCACAACAUACUCACCAGUGGGAGUUUAAAGACAUGAUGUGUAAAAAUAUAACACAUAGUCAGAACUGCAGCAAGCACAGUCUUUGUCCGGCUUCUAGUAUUGAGAGAACCAAAGUGUCCUGGCACCAAGAUAGAGCUUUUUUGUCUGCUCCAAGAUCAACAGUGUGUAGAUGGGAUGUUCCAAAACCAACUUAUCGGCAAAGCAGCAUCGCUGAUAUUUGCCCAUGGGAAGUGAAGCAGCAAGAUCUAUUACAGCCUAAAGAUUUGUAUGCUGAUGAUGGUCCAGCAAUUAGAAAAAACAGCAUCAGCGAGAAGAUGGACAAAGAUACCAGUGCACAUACUGCACAAGGGGCAAGGGUUAAUCGUCCUCUGACUCGAUGUGAUGCAUUGUGUCCAUGGGAAAUAAAAGCAGGAUCACAAGCAUCCAUUACCCUGUAUGAUAAUAACCCAGACAUAUUCACAUGGGAAGAACCAAUAGCAGAAGAAGGAAGUGAUGCAGAAUCAGCAGCAGAGGCCUUUAUCUUUCCACCUGACGUGUAA
This is a messenger RNA of Tachysurus vachellii, 3825 nucleotides long. RefSeq names its product G protein-coupled receptor 179 (gene gpr179). Gene Ontology annotation, biological process: G protein-coupled receptor signaling pathway. The transcript is spliced from 12 exons. Gene Ontology annotation, cellular component: membrane. Gene Ontology annotation, molecular function: G protein-coupled receptor activity. The coding region runs from base 1 to 3825 and encodes 1274 amino acids. Lineage: Eukaryota; Metazoa; Chordata; Actinopteri; Siluriformes; Bagridae. The record is from RefSeq and is a predicted model, not a curated record.